AUGACACGAUUCCUAGCAAGCAUGCUACGUUCCAGAACGUUUAAGGUGCUUGCAAACGGUACACUAUCAAAUGAAAAACUUAUGGAAACCGGACUUUGCCAAGGAUCGGUCCUAAGUGUAACGAUGUUCCUCAUAGCUAUCGAUACAAUCAAGCAAUACUUACCCCCAGACGUGCUAUGCUUGCUAUAUGCAGACGACAUCGUCCUAAUCGCUAGCGGAGAGAACGCCAAGACGGUCGAAUCCCGGCUGCAAAAUGCUCUGAACAUGGCCGAAAAAUGGGAAGCUGAAUCUGGAUUCAAAAUAUCGGAAGCAAAAAGUGCCACGGUUAUCUUCAAAAACACGCGCUCCUGCAAACCGGGAAUUCCGAACUCCCUACAACUCAACGGCACACCAAUACCCCGAGAGAAUAGCUACAGAUGCCUAGGAGUUAUUUUCGACCAAUGUCUUCAAUUCCGGAAACACGCAGAAGAAAUUAGAGCCAACUGUCAACAGAGGAUUCAAUUCUUACGAAGUGUGGCAACCAGAAACUGGGGAGGAGAUAGACACACGCUGCUUAAACUUUAUCGAGCCACUGUCCUCGAAAAGUUACUAUACGCCGCACCUGUAAUCUCCGGUAUGAGUGAAGUAUUGUUGAGAAGACUAGAAACGAUUCACAACGCUGGAUUAAGAACGAUCAUAGGAGCAUUCCACACAAGCCCAAUUGACAGUUUACACGCAGAGAGUGGAAUCCCGAAUAUACAAACCCUACUUGAGCAAAGAACCGCCAUCUUUGCGGCACGUAGAAACGCUAUACAUAACGGCAGGAUUGACGAACCCAACGACAAUGAAAGAAAUCUGAGCGACGAUAGUAACCCAUCCAGUGACGAAACAAAGGACAGCGGAGAGCUCUGGGGAACAGCAGCUCGCAUAAUCAAAGAAGCCAACACAGCCAUAUCAAGAGGAAAGCACGUCUUACAAAAAAUCGACCUAACUGUACCGGAGAUAGUUACCUUCACAUGCCCAAAUGGUUCCAAAAACCACGAUAGAUGUGGCUACAGCGUAGUAUCAGAGGAUUUGAAAAUACAGAAAAGAAUUAACGGCAUGUGUAGCAUAUACUCAGCUGAAAGCUUAGCAGUCAUGGACGCACUAUCCUGGAUUGUAAAUAACCCUAGAAUAGGAGCUUAUUUAAUAUGCACCGACUCGAUGAGCGUACUCACAACAAGAAAAGGCACAGAAGUGAUCGUGUGCUGGGUACCAAGCCACGUUGGUAUUACCGGAAACGAAACAGCGGACCAAAACGCGAAGCAGGCCCUAAAAUCAAAAAUCAUAGAUAACAAGCAAAUUGACCUAGAAGAAUUUAAAGCGAUAAUAAAAAACGGAAUACUGAGUAGGUGGCAGCAAUGUUGGUAUCAAGAAACACGCAACAAACUUCGCGAAGUCAAAAAUACAAUUUCACCUUUUACGGAAGCAGUUGGAACAAACAGACAAGAAAGCGUAAAAUUGGCAAGACUACGUAUAGGACAUACACUUUUCACACAUAGUUAUCUGUUGGAUAAGACCGAGACACCACGAUGUCAGCUGUGCAAUAGCAUACUAUCGGUUAAACAUGUGAUCGUAGACUGCGCAGCACUGACGGAAAAGCGUGAAAAAAUAGGACUGUCACCCAACCUGCGGGAAGCCCUCGCGGAUGACCAGGAACGAGCAAAAACAGUGAUAAAAUACUUCAAAGAUAUUAAGCUAUAUGAUCAAAUUUGA
Malaya genurostris is the source of this 1734-nucleotide messenger RNA. RefSeq lists its product as uncharacterized. Gene Ontology annotation, molecular function: nucleic acid binding. The transcript has 2 exons. Lineage: Eukaryota; Metazoa; Arthropoda; Insecta; Diptera; Culicidae. Bases 1 to 1734 code for a protein of 577 amino acids. The record is from RefSeq and is a predicted model, not a curated record.